GUUCAGCGUGUGUCAGCACGGGACCAUUCCAACCAGCAUUGUUAUGCGUUGGCUGCAGACUGCACGGAUGCCCCCGCCGAGAGCAUGUGGUGGUGGGGGGGAGGUCAUGCGGAGGAGGUGGCCAAAAACCCCAGAUAAGAGGGAAGGAAGGCCAACUUCAGGUUUCCUGCAUCCUUGGGAGUUGUGGAGGCGUCUCCUGUUGUUUCAGUUUCACCAUGGCUGCUGUUCAAACACAAGGCUCCUCAUGGUCACGACCUCGGCAGAACCCUCUGCACAUUUAUGGGGGUCAAGCCUGCAACUCGUUGAUGGCCGACUCUUUGUCAGACAGAACUCCUCUCCAUGAAGCAGCUUACCUGGGCAGACUCCUCCACCUGAGAUCUCUCGUAGCGCAGGGUUUCCAUGUAGAUCCCCUCACCAUGGACGGAGUCUCUCCUCUCCACGAGGCGUGUCUCGCCGGUCGUUAUGCAUGCGCCAAGUUCCUGCUGGACAACGGUGCAAAUGCAACGGCAGUAACAGCAGAUGGCGCCACACCCCUCUUCAAUUCCUGCAGGAGUGGAAGUGCAGCCUGCGUUAGGCUGCUGUUGCAACACGGCGCCCCCAUCCACGCCUCCCACCAGCAGGCUUCCCCCCUCCACGAGGCUGCAGCCAAAGAUCACAGGGAGUGUGUGGAGCUGCUGCUGUCCCGUGGAGCUGCCAUCGACCUGGAGCUGCCGGAGCUGGGGACGCCGCUGUACUGCGCCUGCCGGGCCGCUGCUGCACGAUGUGUGGAGGUGCUGCUGCGCUCAGGUGCCGAUGUCUGCGCUGGACGUGGUCAGGACCGUCCUCUACAUGCAGCGGUUCGCUGGGGAGGAGUGAAGGUGGUUGAGCUCCUGCUGGACUUCGGGGCCGACGGCUCCCGCAGGAACUCGGAGGGGAGGACUCCUCUGGACCUGUCCACGCCCAACAGCGCCGUUAGAUUUGCGCUGCAGAAAAGAGGUCCCUGCUCUCUGUCUCAGUUGUGUCGCUUCUGCAUCCGCCGAAGUCUCGGACCGAGUCGCUUUCACAGAGCUUCCAGUCUCUUCCUCCCGCUCAGGAUCAAGGACUUCCUCCUCUACCAGUGAGACGUCUGCCUGCGAGGCCUUGGUCUCGCUGUCACAAGCUGAAUCAUCCGUCACAGUGUUUCCUCUCUCGUUGACCUUCAAGUGGAACAAGAGAUUCCAGUUCUGAGACUGAGAGGAUGUGAAGUCUUCAUCCGUGUCACGACUGUCGCUUUUAAUGUAAAACAUUUGCCAUUCAUGUGUUAUUCAAAGGUGUCAUUUAAGCUUUGUAUUUGUACUUUGAUUGAGGCUUUUCACUCAAUACUUUUUUUUCAAAAUGCUUCUUUUUCACUUUGUGGGUUUUGUAGUUUCGUUCAGGCUUGUGUAGUUUCACAGGCAGCAGUGUGGACGUCACACGAGUCUUCUGGAGAAGGGCAUAAAAAUGGUUUCAGAGUUAGAAAAACAGUAGAGCAAUCACAUCGUCGUAGCCGUCAGAAGCAGAGCGGGGCUGUCACGAGGGAUCAAAGUAUCCUUGUAGCACCCUAUAAUGUAAUCAUUUCCUGAAAAUGUAAUAACGCCUGAAAAUGUAAUAAAAUUUGCACUUAACUCAAUCGAAAAUGUAAUAAAACCCAAUAAUGUAAUAACUUCCCCAAUAAUGUAAUAAAAUAC
Cololabis saira (Pacific saury) is the source of this 1685-nucleotide messenger RNA. It is a transcript of the gene asb11, whose product is annotated as ankyrin repeat and SOCS box containing 11. Lineage: Eukaryota; Metazoa; Chordata; Actinopteri; Beloniformes; Belonidae. The transcript has 7 exons. Gene Ontology annotation, biological process: positive regulation of protein catabolic process; protein ubiquitination; intracellular signal transduction. The record is from RefSeq and is a predicted model, not a curated record. The coding region runs from base 216 to 1100 and encodes 294 amino acids. Gene Ontology annotation, molecular function: protein binding.